UUCACUUUCUUUUUGAGUCUGCAGGGUGCGACCACAGAGCGAGAAAAGAAUAAGAGAGACGAAGACACCGGGGAGAGUUGUCUGCAGAUCGAGGUGACAAUGAAGCUGGUCGGAAUCUUCUCUAGAGAGGAUGAAUCUUGUUAUCGAUGGUUGGUCAAUAGGAUUGUGUCAUGGAAGAACGUGAAGGACGUCCGCUCUGUGACCAUCACAAAUAACUACGAAAAAUUCAGAGAGGAGACUUCAAAGUGUAAUUUUGCCAUUCUCUACCACUCGAAGAACAGAGGAAGGAUCAAUGUCACCGAUGUCACCGAUUCACUGUAUGAUAAUGAACUGGAGGAACUCAACACGGUAUACGGAAGGAAGAACGUUCUGGUGGUGAUCGACGAUCUGGAUGACAGCAGCGAUGAGGUGAAGAACAAUAUCCUCAGUAAUCAGCAGAAGAUACAACGUCUGGCCCAGGAUCUGUUCCUCUUCAGCUCCGCAGAUAAAGCCGCACUUAAUACAUUGGGAUAUCAGACGGUGCAGAAUCCCCAGAAAGCGCUGGACGAGAUGAGGAGGAUAAUAGAAGGUGAUAAGAAAAGGACCUUCCAUGAUAUUGAGAGAUCAUCAUCCAGAGACUUGUUACCCUCACCCCGGAGGAGAGGGCGACCUAAUCGCUUGUGCGUGUUCAUCGUCAUCAUUGUUAUAGUAAUUAUCACGAUUACUCUGAUUAUUACGCUGCGUCAUCCCGAGACUCUCGUACCAUCGACCAUCCCUCCUACCAUCACCACGGUGACCCCUCAACCUAAAAACACCUUCAUUAAUGUGACCACCGGAGGAUAGUCCGUAUAAGGAUGUGGGGCUAGCAAUCCCUAUAUCCACCACUAGUAGCUUAUGUCUAUGUAUGUAGUUAUCUAAUGUAAGCCCCGCCUACUCCGAGUGAUGUCAUCAGCUGCUGACAGAUUGUCCGGCCCCUGCAGAGCCUCUUCUCUAUGCCUAAUGAUGUUGGCUCCGUUCUCUUGUCCUUAAUUCUGAUUGGCCGUUGUUUUGCUUGUUUCAUCUUAUUCUGUGAAUUAUUAAGAUCGUUGCGAUUAUUUUUGCCGCCUUUGUUCCCUUUUCCUGAUUCUGUAGAAAUUUUCACUAUGAAAUAAACGCACAGACUGCUGA
Messenger RNA from Hyla sarda, 1146 nucleotides. RefSeq lists its product as uncharacterized. The coding region runs from base 100 to 822 and encodes 240 amino acids. NCBI's taxonomy places the organism in Eukaryota, Metazoa, Chordata, Amphibia, Anura, Hylidae. The transcript has 6 exons. The record is from RefSeq and is a predicted model, not a curated record.